Merops nubicus (carmine bee-eater) is the source of this 2028-nucleotide messenger RNA. Its product is annotated as probable G-protein coupled receptor 115. The annotation marks the transcript as partial. Gene Ontology annotation, biological process: G protein-coupled receptor signaling pathway; cell surface receptor signaling pathway. NCBI's taxonomy places the organism in Eukaryota, Metazoa, Chordata, Aves, Coraciiformes, Meropidae. Gene Ontology annotation, molecular function: G protein-coupled receptor activity. Gene Ontology annotation, cellular component: membrane. The transcript is spliced from 7 exons. The record is from RefSeq and is a predicted model, not a curated record.
AUGGAUGUGAGGGUUGCCCACUGCCUGCUCCUCUGGGCCCUGCACUUCCUCCCAGCCUCACCACACACCACACUCAGGGUUCUCAGUAAGGAAUCAAAGACCAGUAAUCAGCAAGAUGUCUGUGUGAAUCUCAUUCCCUGCAAAGACAAUGGAGCUAUUUGUAUUCAGCAGUGUUCUCCCUCCUUCCAUGGGGAGACAAGCUUUGUCUGUGAAGACAGAAAGUGGCAAAUGGUCACAGAUGCCUGUGCAAGCCUGGAUGUUCAGUCCCUUUUUCAGAGGAUUUCUCAAUGUGAACUCCUUCCAAGCUCUGGAGGACAUGUUGCUGGAGGACGCCUUCAUUUUCUAGGGGAGGGAAAGCCAGUGCAUGGGAGGCCUGGAAAAGGAGGAAAAUAUUUAGGUGCUGAUGAGGAUGGGAAGAAUAACUGCCAAGCUGAUUUUUCAUGCAUCAUCCCAGAGAUUCUGUCUUCACCAGCCAUUCCAGGAAACAUUGCUGAUAUAGUGGAAUUGCUAAAGAAGAUUUCUCUGCUAUUAUCAGAGAAUGUCAGCAGAGGGAAAAUGCAGAGUUACAUCAGGAUAGCAAACCAUAUUCUGAACAGCUCUGUCAUUUCCAGCUGGGCUUUUGUAAAGGACAGAAAUGCAAGUGCAGUAUUACUGGACUCAGUGAAUUUAUUUGCUGGGAAACUUCUUCUGAGGAACGGGUCGGAAAGUAUACAGGAGCACUUCAUCUCUACCAAAGGCUACAGCAUACAUAAAAAUACUUCAGGGAAGAGCUUUGAUUUUUCAAUGGAGUUCAAUAACACCGGCAAUAUCACUGGGCACGUGGUCAUUCCAGAAGAAGAGCUGUUGAAGUUACCCAAAGCUUCCAAAGCCAUCAGCAUCGCGUUCCCAACGCUUGGAGCCAUUCUAGAAACCAACCGGCUGCGCCCGGGCUGCGUGAAUGGAAUGGUCUUGUCGGUGUCUCUGCCAGAAGAGCUCAGGCACGUUUGGCUCACCUUUGAAAAGAUCCACAAAGGGGACAACGUCCAGGCUCAGUGUGUUGGGUGGCACUCUACUGAAAGGCGAUGGGACGACAGGGCCUGCAAAACUCAGUCUGCCGACUGGAGCAGCGUCGUUUGCCUCUGCGGGCACCGCCGGAGGACGUUCAAGUCCUUCUCCAUCCUCAUGUCCCCCGGCGCGCCGCGAGGCGCCGCGCCGGCUUACGUCACGCGCGUGGGGCUGGGCCUGUCCCUGCUCAGCCUCCUGCUCUGCCUCCUCAUCGAGGCUCUGGUCUGGCACCACGUCACCAAAACCGAAAUCACCUACAUGCGCCAUUUCUGCUUGGUCAACAUCGCGGCGGCGCUCCUCCUGGCCGAUGUUCUGUUCAUCUUGGCAGCUGUCGUGCACGACACAGCCCUCAACUACCAGCUGUGUGUGGCAGCUGCUUUUUUCCUUCACUUUUUCUAUCUUGCCUUGUUUUUUUGGAUGUUCACCCUGGGCCUCUUGAUUCUUUAUGGGUUGUUAUUGAUUUUUUUUAAGAUAACGAGGUCUGUGUUCAUAGCUACAGCAUUCUCCAUUGGAUACGGAUGUCCCUUGGUCAUAUCUAUCCUCACUGUCGCCAUUACUGAACCAAAAAAUGGAUAUUUAAGGAGUGGGGCCUGCUGGCUCAAUUGGUAUGAGACAAAAGCCCUUUUGGCCUUUGUCGUGCCCGCUCUGAGCAUCAUUGUCGUGAAUGUGGUGGUGGUGAUCGUGGUCGUGGUGAAGACUGGGAGAUCCUCCACUGGGGAAGGCUGCAAGUCACAAGAUUUGAGCAACGUGAUCCGAAUCAGCAAAAACGUGGCACUUCUGACACCUCUUCUGGGUCUCACCUGGGGGUUUGGAUUAGCAACGGUUGUUGACAGUCACUCUCUGGCCUUCCACGUUACCUUUGCGCUACUGAACGCCUUCCAGGGAUUCUUCAUCCUGUUGUUUGGGACACUUCUGGACAGAAAGACAAGAGAAGCCUUAAGGAUGAACUACCUGUCAUCAAAGCAGAAGUGUAGUCUAGCAAAG